Tribolium madens (black flour beetle) is the source of this 2927-nucleotide messenger RNA. RefSeq names its product ecdysone-induced protein 78C (gene Eip78C). Bases 291 to 1697 code for a protein of 468 amino acids. The transcript has 6 exons. NCBI's taxonomy places the organism in Eukaryota, Metazoa, Arthropoda, Insecta, Coleoptera, Tenebrionidae. Gene Ontology annotation, molecular function: sequence-specific DNA binding; zinc ion binding; nuclear receptor activity. Gene Ontology annotation, biological process: regulation of DNA-templated transcription. The record is from RefSeq and is a predicted model, not a curated record.
AAGGGAUGGUACUUGGUGGCGGCGCGGCGUCAGCAGCAUCCAGGAUGGUUUCCAACCGCCCCCGGCAUUCCCGCCACGAUUUGGGCCCCGGUAUGGCAUCCGCCUCUUCGUCCCGCGUGGGUCAAUGAACCACCACCGGCCACCUCUCCUCCUCGCCGAGGCACUUACCUGCUCGGAACCCAGCAGCGAGCAUUAGUAGUACGGGAUUAUACAACCUCGAGUGCCGAUGCUAGAUCACGUGGCGAUGCGUCGCGACGCGUGCGCGCCCCCAACCACCUGUCGGGGAUGACAUGGAUGUGUUUAAGAUUGAACAGUCGAUCGGGGGCGGCGUCCCCGCCCCCGAUAAAAUCACCCCGGAAGUGUCCUUCGAUGCCGGAUCGGAGUUCAACCUCAGCUUCUUCGACACGGAUAGUAACACGCAAGGAUUCAGCGAUCCGGGAUCGGUGGCUAGUUCUACGUCAGCCAGUUCGCCGCCACCACCAAUCAAGAUUGCACCCUUACCUUCCACCAGCAACCCCUCGCAAGGGAUCGUUGUCAAACAAGAACAACAUUAUGUGGCGGCGGACUCCAACAGUUCAUCAACCACCAAAUCAUUCGUUCCUUGUAAAGUGUGCGGUGACAAGGCUUCCGGGUACCAUUAUGGUGUGACAUCGUGCGAAGGCUGUAAGGGGUUCUUCAGGAGGAGCAUCCAGAAACAGAUCGAGUACCGGUGUUUGCGUGACGGCAAAUGUCUCGUUAUACGUCUCAAUCGGAAUCGAUGUCAAUACUGCAGGUUCAAAAAAUGCCUCUCCGUUGGAAUGUCCAGGGAUUCUGUCCGCUACGGUCGGGUGCCGAAGCGUUCCCGGGAGCGCAGCACCGAGGAGUCCUCCCGCGUGACCACCACCGACGCCGACCAGUCCGAUUCGGAAACGAAGCAAUUGGCUGUUUACGACGUCAUCCUCACCGUAUCUCAGGCCCACCAUGCCAACUGCGGCUACACCGAGGAGCACACCCGCAACCUGGUGCGCAAACCGGUGGUGGUGCCGCCGUCCAGUCCCGCCGACAGCGAAGUGGCCUCCUCGACGGCCGAAUCCCUCGAACAAGAACGCUGCUGGUUGUGGCAGCAAUUCGCCGCCAACAUCACCCCGAGCGUCCAAAGGGUAGUCGAAUUCGCGAAACGGGUGCCAGGCUUCUGCGAUUUGGGCCAGGACGACCAACUGAUACUCAUUAAAAUAGGCUUCUUCGAGAUCUGGCUGAGUCACGUGGCACGACUCACGACCAAUACGGUGAUGAUGUUCGAUGAUGGGACGACGGUGACGCGCCAACAGCUGGAGAUUAUGUAUGAUGCUGAUUUUAUUUCAUCGGUGAUGCAUUUCGCGAACACGUUCAAUGCCUUGGCCUUGAAUGACACUGAAGUGGGGCUGUUCUCGGCUGUUGUGCUCUUGACAGCCGACAGGAACGGGAUCACGGAUGUCAAGUCCAUCGAACACCACCAGGAUAAGCUCAUCGAGGCGUUGAAGGUUCAGGUGGGUCGCAACCACGCCAGCGAGCCGCAACUGUUCUCAAGUCUGUUGAUAAAACUGCCCGAAUUGCGCAACUUGGGGGCUAAACAUUCGGCCCAUUUGGACUGGUUUCGCAUGAAUUGGACGAAGUUGACCCUCCCGCCCCUUUUCGCCGAGAUAUUCGACAUUCCAAAAUCGGAAGACGAUCUGCAGUGACUAUGUUUAGAGACAAAGCGAUUUUUUGGCUUAUUGCAGUUUUGUUUCCUCAGAAAUUGUGAUCGCCAUUAAUCUUGCAAUUAAUGUAAAUGUGGCCGAGUCCGCAUGCCUCUUCUUGCUCAAAACGAUGAAAGCGUCAAGGCUGAUGAAUCUCACAAUGUGUGGAAAACGAGAUCAAUCCGUGAUUGACAGGGUCUUCAGCUUUUUACUUAGUUAAUGUUGUUUCGUUUCCGAAUACGUAGUACACAAGUUUGACGUGUCGUAUAUACAUAUCAUUGUCAAGGUUUUUCUGUGUUUAGCAUAUUUGUACAUAUUGUUGCAAACUUUUGGUUAAUUUUGGUGUGGAGGCGGUCUCAUGCCGUCGGGUUUAAAAUAAACUUAAUGUUAGUCAUGUAUCUUUAAUAAACUAAUGUCGAUAAUAGUAGCCAUCUACUAUGCUUAUCAAGUGAAGUAACAAUCAUAUCGCGGUAUAUCACUAACCCUAGUUGUACCUAAUUAAAUUAGGGUGUUGUUAUUUAUAUAUCUAUUAGAGUACAAAACGAUGACGAUGUUUUGCGUUUUUUAGAUGUUUACUAAAUUUACUGAAAUGUCUUACCUCAAAUGCGGUUCAAUUUGUUUUUUUUUUAAACAUCCGACUGAAGUAUUGUCGUACUUAAAACACAUUUGCGGUUAGUGACUCAUUUAUUAAUUUUUAAAUGUAUAUAAUAUGUGAGGCUAUAAUUUACUUCUUAAAUGACAUGACAAAAGACAAUUAAAUGUACCUAAUUUUAAUACUUAAUCUGUACAUAGUACAUUUUAUAUUGUUAGAGAGUAUUCUAUUAUUUAUCGGUGUUUUAUCAAUUUUCCACUGCCUUAUCCAUUUUAUCAUGCCAUCUCAAUUAAUUUAUUUGCAAAUUAUAUUUAAGGAUUUUUCAAUGUGCAUAAUUCAUACACACCACACGCAUUUAUUGAUGUGUUUUAGUAUUUAUGAUUAAAUAUGUGCUCAUAUUUGAAAACCUUUACCUAUGAAUGUUGAAAUCGUUGUUAUUACUCUUGUUUAUUCUAUUAAAGUUUAUAUGUAAUAAGGUAUUGUUUAUGCACUAAAUCUUUAUUUUAAUCUAAAUGGUAGAAGUUUCAUGUUAUUAUUAUUAUGCUAUUUUGAUAUGUCAAUAUUUAGCAUUUUGUUAUGAGAGAUUGUUUAAUUUGAUUAAAUUGUAUAUUAUUACGGAUUAAACCCUUUCCUUAUUUUUA